Miniopterus natalensis is the source of this 13065-nucleotide messenger RNA. NCBI's taxonomy places the organism in Eukaryota, Metazoa, Chordata, Mammalia, Chiroptera, Miniopteridae. The record is from RefSeq and is a predicted model, not a curated record.
AUGAGUUCUGCCUCCAGCGAGCCUGGCAGUGGGGAUGCAGCAGAGCAGUCCCAGCUGGGGCUGGACACCGUGAUCCAGAGGCUGGAGGACACUGUCCUGAGCCCCACGGCCAGGAAAGAAGACCGGGCACUGACCGUGCGUGGGGAAGGCUGGCGGGCCUCACCCACCCCCCUGCCUGCCCGAAUCCGUGAGAUCGUGGCCGGCAGCCUGGGCGAAGAGCCACCCCAAGGGCUGCGGGAGCUGCCAGGCGCCUCGGCACAGGUGCAGGAGGAGAGGGAGCUCCUGCAGGAAGAGCUGUCCCGGCUGGAGGGCCUGCUGGCCCAGGUGGGCACCGAGCGGGAUGAGCUGGCCAGCAGAUACCACGCGGUCAGUGAGCGGCUGCAGGCCCGGCUGCAGACCACAGAGGCCCGGCUGCGGAGGUCAGAGCUGGAGCACAGCGUGGACCUGGAAGAGGCCCUGGGCCGUUUGGAGGCUGCAGAGCAGAGGAGCACCGGCCUCUCCCAGGUGAACACCCUCCUGAGGGAACAGCUGGAGCACAUGAAGAAGGCCAACGACAGGCUGGCCGACGAGCUGGCCCGGACGACGGGCAGCGUGCUCCACCUGCGGGGCGAGCUGGAGCUGAGGGAGGCUCAGCGCUGGACCGAGAGACAGGUGCUCCUGCCUCCACCCCCUGGCAGGGACAUGGGCUCCAGGGCCUGUGGCUGCUGGGGUCUCUCUGACAUGCAAGCAGAGGCAGCCAGGACAGCCCGGCGCCUGCACACGGCCUGCCUGAACCUCGACUCCAACCUGCGGCUGUCGGCCAGCAGCUCGGCGAGCGCCCUGGAGCGGCAGGGCCUGCACGGUGCUUGGCUCGAGCAGCAGCUGCGGGACAAAGUGCGAGAGAUGCUGCAGCUACAGGGCCGCUGGGAUGCGGAGAAGGUGGCACUGCAGGCCAGACUCUCCGAGCAGACUCGGCUAGUGGAGAAGCUCACAGAGCAAAACUCACAGAAGGAGCGAACCAUCUCUUCCCUCCGAAAGGACCUUCAGAGACUGGAGUCCCGGCGCGGUGGGGGCCAGCUGGCGGCAGACAGCCUGAAGGAGGAAGUAGAGUCCUUGCGGCGUGUUUUGAGCAUCAUCAUGGAGGUGCGGGCCAUCUCGGAGGCUCAGGGGGCUCCCCUGUCUCGUGGGAUAAUCCGGAAGGUCCCCCCUGGCCCUGGCCCUGAGCGCUCUCCCCGCACCAUGAAGGUGGCCCAGGCGGACUCGAGGGGCCAGGAGCUGGCGCAGAGCAGCAGCCCUGACAGGGAGAAGGCUCGGGGUCCACGGAGGAGCCCCCCACGUAUCUCGUCCCCUCAAUGGGGCACAUCCCCACCGCGGGCCCGCUCCCCAUCUGCCCUGGACCCCACACUACAGGCCGUGCAGACAGCCAUAGAGAGGCGGCGGUGGCAGGAGCAGGAGCUGCGUGUGCAGCUGAAGUCCUCCCAGGCGGUGGCGGCCAGGCUCCGGGAGCAGCUGUCCGAGAGGCAGCGGGAGCUGCGGGCCUGUCGGAGGCUCCUGCAGGAGCGUGAGCAGGAGCGGGAGGACCUCCUGGACAGGCUGGAGGCGCAGAGCCAGGAGACGCGGCGCUGCAGGGCGGCCAGCAAGCUCCUGGGAAGAGAGAAGAAAGCUCUGGAGACGGAGUUGGAGGAGCUGAGGGGCAAGGUGGACUCUUGGGCCGUGGACAAGCAGAGGCGGGAGGCCGAGAACGCCGAGCUGCAGAGAAACCUCCUGCUCUGGGCGCAGCAGCGGGAAGAGCUGGAGCAGCAGGGCGAGCGGGGCCGCAGGGAGCUGGAGACCAGUCAAGGGCACCUGGAGCAGCUGGAGGAGAAGGUCUCAGGGCUCAAGAAGGAGCUGGUGUCAGCCCGGGAGGCACUGAAUGCAGCCCGGCUACAGAGGGACCUUCUGGAGAGUGAGAGGGAGGCCCUGCGUGGCACACUGGCCCGGGCUGAGUCCAGCAAUGCUGACCUGGAAUUGCUUGUGACCCGGCUAAAGUCGGAGGGGGUGCAGCAAAGGGACUCCCUGGCCACGAUGGCCGCCCUGAUGGAGGGCCUAGCUGAGGAUAAAAGCAGCCUGACCCACCUGGUCCUGCAGCUGCAACAGGAGGGGGAUCAGCUGCGAGAGCAGGAGCGGGUGCUGAGGCAGGAGCGGGCAGGCGCCCGGGAGCGGCUCGAGCAGGCCGAGCAGCAGCUGCAGCAGCUGGAGGGGCAGGCAGACCGGCUCCGGCAAGAGAGGGCCAAGCUGCAGGACCAGGUGGGCCAGGUCACAUGCAAGAAACAGGCCCUGGAGGAACAGCUGGCCCAGAGCCUGCAGGACCAGGAGGCCCAGAUGGACACUCUCCAGAGGGCCCUGCAGGAGAAGGAGGCCUUGUCUGAGGAACGAGCCCAGCUGCUGGCCAAGCAGGAGGCCCUGGAGACCCAGGGCCAGCUCUCGGCUGAAGAGGCAGCUAACCUCAGGGCCGAGCGGGAUGCACUGGAGAGCAGCCUCUAUGAGGCCCAACAGCUGGCAGAGCAGCUGCAGGCGCAGCAGGAACAUCUAGAGGGAGAGGCCCAGAGUGCCCGGUGUGCCCGGCAGGCCCUGCAAGUGGAAUUGGAGCAGCUGAAGAGUGCCUGGGAAAUCCGGGAGACAAAGCUGGAGUGGGAUGUGGGGCAGCUGCGGCGGCAGGUGGCACAGCAGGAGCGGGAAGCACAGCUGGCCCUGGAGAGCCAGGCACUGGCCCACCGCGAGGACCUCGCCCGGCUCCAGAGGGAGAAGGAGACCUUGAGUCUGUCUCUGACAGAACAGAAGGAGGCAGCAGCUUGCAGGCUGGAACAAGAGAAGGAGCUGGUGGCAAGAAGUGCAGCCACGAGGGAGGCUCUGAAGGAGGAAAUUCAGAGCCUGAAGCACGAGCGGGAUGAGAGCCUCCUCCAACUAGAACACGAGAUGCAGCAGGCGUUGUCUCUGAAAGAAGCAGAAAGGAGCCGGCUGAAGCAGGAGCUUUCAGGUGCCACAAGGGAACUGGAGCGGGUGUGGCAGGAGGCCCACAGCCAGCAGGAGCAAGCAGAGGCCACGGUCAACGCCACGGUGGCAGAGCUGAAGGCCCUGCAGGCCCAGUUUGAGGACGCCAUCACGGCCCAUCAGAGGGAGACCACGGCUUUGAGCCAGAGUCUCCGGGAGAUGGCGGCGGAACGGAGCCACAUGGACAGAGAGGCCAAGAGGCUGCGGGCACAGCUGGAGGAGGCCCGGGAGGGGCUGGCUGCUCUGCGCAGGGAGCUGCAGGGCAGUGAGGACAGUCGCGAGGGGCUGCGCAGGGAGGUCGUGGAGGCCCGCCGGGCACUGGGCGAUGAGGCCCUCGAGAAGGACGUGCUGCAGCGGUCCAACUCCGAGCUGAGGGCUGCCGUGAGCAGGGCCCAGCAGGAGAAGGCCAGCUUUCAGAGGUCCAAGGAACAGAAGGAGCAGAAGGUGCUGGUCCUGGAGGAGGCCCGAGCUGCCGCCCAGACCGAGGCUGCCGAGCUGCGGGCCAGCCUGCAGGAAGCGGAGCAGGCCCGGGCGGACGCCCACCGGGAGCUCCAGGAGCUCCGCAGACAGGUGAAGACACUGGAGAGGGAGAGCCAGAGGAAGAGCCAAGAGGUGCGCCAGCUGCAGGCCCGGUGCGCACAGAGCCGGCAGGAGGCCCUGGAGCGGCAGAGGCAGGAGGCGGAGGUGGAGGCUGCCCUGGAGGACACCCAGAAGCAGGUCCUGCGGCUGCAGCGGACCCUGGCGGAGGUGGAGGGGCGCCUCCAAGAGAGCCGCGGGGCCGAGCAGAGCCUCCGGGCCGAGCUGCACAGCGCCACCCUGAAGCUUCAGCAGGCCAGCGGCGUGGCAGAUGGCCUCCGAGCCGACCUGGAUGGGGCCUGCCGCCGGGUCCACAGCCUGGAGCAGGAGCUGGCCUGGGCAGAGGGCGCCAGGCGGGAUGCGCAGGGCCAGCUGGGCCGGCUGUGGUCCACACUAUGCUGCGAGCUGGGGCUCCGAGCACAGAGCCCCUUUGCCUCCCCUGGGCUGCCCAGCUCCCCCACCAAAGGCUCAGAGGGCUCCCAGGGUGGCUCUGUGCAGCAUAGCGCCAGCCCCCCUGCCAGGUCCCGCUCACCACUCCGAUGGCCCUCACCAGCGCCAGGACAGCGUGGCCGAGACGUGGACAUGGCCUCCGUGAGGGACUCCCUGAGGGGCUUUGUGCAAAAGCUGCAGGAUGCCCAGCGGGAUCGGGACACCUGGCGCUCCCAGGUGGCGAGCCUGAGCGGCCGGCUAAGAGAGGCGGAGAGGGAGCGUGCCCGAGCCCAGAGGCACGUGGGGCGCCUGAAGGAGGCGCUGGCCCAGGCGGAGGAAGGCUGGCGCCAGGCGGAGGGGAAGACGGGCCGCGCCCAGGCCUUACGGGCUCUGCAGAAGGAGGCGAUUCAGAGGCUGGAGAGGGAGCACCUGGCGAGUGUUCGGGCGGCAGGCCAGGAGAAGAAGCGGCUCCAGGAGCAACUAGACGCGCUGCACCAGGCCCUGGACGAGAGCAGAAGGCACAGCCAGGGCCUGGCCCAGAGGAGUCGGCUGCUGGAGGAGCAGGUCGCAAGCCUGGAGCGCAGGUGCCAGGAGGCUGAGCAUGCACAGAGGCCCCUGCAGCAGGUGAACAACAACGGGAUCAUCUCCUUCCUGAAGGAGGUCUCUCAGUUCACCCCAGUGGCCUUCCCCAUCGCCAAGGACCGCUGCGUGGUGGCCGCCUUCUGGGCGGACGUGGACAACCGGCGUGCAGGCGACGUGUAUUACCGGGAGGCCACGGACCCCGCGGUGCUGCGCAGGGCCACGGAGGACGUGCGGCGCUACUUCCCCGAGCUCCCCGACUUCUCUGCCACCUGGGUUUUCAUCGCCACCUGGUACCGCGUGACCUUCUUUGGUGGCAGCUCCUCCUCCCCCGUCAACACGUUCCAGACUGUGCUCAUCACGGAUGGCAAGUUCUCCUUCACCAUCUUCAACUAUGAGUCCAUCACGUGGACCACAGGCACACAUGCCAGCAGUGGGGGCGACGCCACUGGCCUGGGGGGCAUCGCGGCCCAGGCCGGCUUCAACGCGGGGGACGGGCGGCGCUACUUCAGCAUCCCCGGCUCGCGCACGGCGGACAUGGCCGAGGUGGAGGCCAGCACCAACGUGGGCGUGCCCGGGCGCUGGGCGUUCAGAAUCGAUGAUGCCCAGGUGCGCGUGGGGGGCUGCGCCCAUGCAACCUCCGUGUGCCUGGCCCUGCGCCCCUGCCUCAAUGGCGGAAAGUGCAUUGACGACUGUGUCACCGGCAACCCCUCCUACACCUGCUCCUGCCUCUCGGGCUUCACAGGGAGGAGGUGCCACUUGGAUGUGAACGAGUGUGCUUCCCACCCGUGCCAGAACGGUGGGACCUGCACUCACGGUGUCAACAGCUUCAGCUGCCAGUGCCCUGCUGGCUUCGGGGGACCCACCUGUGAGACAGCACAGUCUCCCUGCGACGCCAAAGCCUGUGCCAACGGCGGCCGGUGCCAGGUGGUCAGCGGCUCCGCGGUGUGCGAGUGCCCGGCGGGCUACACGGGCAGCGCCUGCGAGACUGACGUGGACGAGUGCGCCUCCAGCCCGUGCCUGAACGGGGGCUCGUGCGUCGACCUCGUGGGGAACUUCAGCUGCCUGUGCGCAGAGCCCUUCGAGGGACCGCGCUGCGAGGCAGGAAGCCGCCUGGUGCCCGACCCCUGCCUCUCCGCCCCUUGCCAGAACGGGGGCACCUGCGUGGACGCAGAUGAGGGCUACGUGUGCGAGUGCCCUGAGGGCUUCAUGGGCCUCGACUGCAGGGACAGAACCCCUGACUGUGAGUGCCGAAAUGGUGGCAGGUGCAUCGGGGGCAACACCACACUCUGCCAGUGCCCCCCAGGCUUCUUUGGGCUCCUCUGCGAAUUCGAGGUCACGGCCACGCCCUGCAACAUGAACGCGCAGUGUCCCGACGGCGGCUACUGCAUGGAGUACGGCGGGAGCUACCUGUGCGUGUGCCACACGGACCACAACGCCAGCCACGCCCGGCCACGCCUGUGCAGCUCGGGGCCCUGCCGGAACGGGGGCACCUGCAAGGAGGCUGGCGGCGAGUACCAGUGCAGCUGCCCCUACCGCUUCACCGGGAGGCACUGUGAGAUCGGGAAGCCAGACUCCUGCGCCUCGGGCCCCUGUCACAAUGGCGGCACCUGCUUCCACUACAUCGGCAAAUACAAGUGUGACUGUCCCCCAGGCUUCUCCGGGCGGCACUGUGAGAUAGCCCCCUCCCCCUGCUUCCGGAGCCCCUGUGUGAAUGGGGGUACCUGCGAAGACCUGGGCACAGAUUUCUCCUGCCGCUGCCGAGCAGGGUACACAGGACGCCGGUGCCAGGCGGAGGUGGACUGCGGCCCCCCCGAGGAGGUGAAGCACGCCACGCUACGCUUCAACAGCACGCGGCUGGGCGCGGUGGCCCUGUACUCCUGUGACCAGGGCUACAGCCUGAGUGCCCCCAGCCCAGUCCGGGUCUGCGAGCUGCAGGGCGUCUGGAGCGAGCCUCCCCAGUGCCACGAAAUUGAUGAGUGCCAAUCCCAGCCGUGCCUGCACGGGGGCUCCUGCCAGGAUCGAGUCGCCGGGUACCUGUGCAUCUGCAGCCCCGGGCACGAAGGAGCCCACUGUGAGCUGGAGACGGACGAGUGCCAGGUGCAGCCCUGCAGAAACGGAGGCUCCUGCAGGGACCUCCCAGGGGCCUUCGCGUGCCAGUGCCCCGAAGGCUUCACUGGAGUCCGCUGCGAGACAGAGGUGGACGCCUGCGACUCCAGCCCCUGCCAGCAUGGAGGCCGGUGUGAGAACGGUGGCGGGGCCUACCUGUGCGUCUGCCCAGAGGGCUUCUUCGGCUACCACUGUGAGACAGUGAGUGAUCCCUGCUUCUCCAGCCCCUGCGGGGGCCGUGGCUACUGCCUGGCCAGCAACGGGUCCCACAGUUGUACCUGCAAAGUGGGCUACACGGGCAAGGACUGCGCCAAAGAGCUCUUCCCACCAACGGCCCUCAAGGUGGACCGAGUGGAGGAGAGCGGGGUCACCAUCUCCUGGCGCCCACCCGAGGGCCAGGCCGCCAGGCAGAUGCUGGACGGGUACGCAGUCACCUACGCGUCCUCUGACGGCUCCUUCCGCCGCACGGACUUCGUGGACCAGAGCCGCUCCACCCACCAGCUCCGGGCCCUGGCGGCUGGCAGAGCCUACAACAUUUCCGUCUUCUCGGUCAAGCGCCACGCCAACAACAGGAACGACAUCAGCAGGCCCGUGGCGCUGCUCACCCGCACGCGACCCCGCCCUGUCGAGGGCCUUGAGGUCACCAACGUGACGGCCAGUGCCAUCUCCGUGCGGUGGGCUCUACACAGGAUACGUCACGGCACCGUCACUGGUGUCCGUGUGUCCAUCCGCCACCCUGAAGCCCAAGAGGACCAGUCCACCGAUGUUGACAAGAACGUGGACACGUUCACGUUCGGGGCCCUGCUUCCUGGGAGGAGGUACACGGUCCGGGUGACCGCCCUCAGUGGGCUCGGCGCACAGGAGCGUCUGACCGAGAGCCUGGCCUCAGCUCCUCUGCACGUGUGGACACGGCCUCUGCCGCCAGCAAACCUGACUGCCACCCGAGUCACGGCCACCUCUGCCCACGUGGUCUGGGAUGCGCCCGCCCCAGGCACCUCGCUGGAGGCGUAUGUCAUCAACGUGACCACCAGCCAGAGCACCAAGAGCCGCUACAUCCCCAACGGGAGGCUGGUGUCCUACACUGUGCGGGACUUGUUGCCCGGGCGGCGGUACCAGCUCUCGGUGACAGCCGUGCAGGGCACGGAGGGCGACCAGCUGCACGGGGAGCCCGCGCACCUGUACAUCAUCACCUCCCCAAGGGACGGCACCGACAGACGCUGGCACCGGGAAGGGCUCCACCCACGGGUGCUCAGAAACAGACCAGUCCCCGGGCGCCUGCCAGAGCUGCGUCUACUCAAUGAUCGUGGGGCUCCUGAAAUGCCCACCCAGGCCCCCAGGUUUUCGGAGCUCAUGGACGGCAGAGGACGAGUGAGUGCCAAGUUUGGCGGCUCACCAGGCAAAUCGGUCACCGUGAGGUCACAACCCACGGCUCUGGUGCAGCUGGAGGACGCCCCCAAGCAGGUCAGCCUGGCCCUGCAGCACCCUGAACGUGACGGUGACAAGGAUGUCGGAAACACCCCUGGGAACUGCACAGAAAACCCCUGUCAGAAUGGAGGCACCUGCAUGCCAGGCGCGGACACCCACAGCUGUGACUGCAGCCCGGGGUUCAAAGGCAGGCGCUGUGAGCUCGCCUGUAAGAAGCUGCCCCAGCCCUGCACACGCCUAUUCUCAGAGACCAAGUCCCUGCCGGUCUGGGAAGGAGGCGUCUGUCACCACGUGUACAAACGAGUCUACAAGGUGCACCAGGACAUCUGCUUCAAAGAGAGCUGUGAGAGCACAAACAUCAAGAAAGCCCCAAGCAGGAAACAAAAUAACAGUCCAACACUGAAGACAGCGUAGGACCCCGUGAAGAGCCAUCUACUGAAGGAAAACACGGGGUGUGGGGCCUUGGUCACAACUUUUGGGAGGUCCCAAAGGCUCUGUCGCUGGGAGAGUCCUAAGCACCCAGAAACCCUGAGAUGAAAGCAGCUUCCUGACUCAGUUUCACCCAGCAUUUCCCAAGCCCCUUGGGAACUCAGCCCCGUCUGGGCCCACCGGCCCACACAUAAGUGGCCCAGGUCUUCACAGUCACUUGGAAGACACCGAGCUUCCCACUGAUGUCGCCAGGCAGCCUCGGCAGCUCUGCUCUCAUUCCACCAGUGAGCCUAACAGUCCAUCCCCUGUGCGGCAGGAGAGGGAGGCGCCUGGGUACACACAGCUUCACACAGGCCAUGGUUGUGACACGGCUGAGGGAUGUUAUCAGAGACCACCAACAGCCAGCAGCAGAAGGGCCUUGCAGCUGGUGGUGACCAGGCAGCAACCGCAGGCAGGAAGCACCAAGAGAACCAUGGCCUCGGAGAGCCAUCCCUUCAGAUGUGAGGCCACUCAAGGAAUCACCCCCACCUCACGCUCCAAAGACACGCGCAUCCAAAGCACGCUACGAGCCCUGCAAGCAAUCAGCACUGGGAUCAAGAACCCACAAACAUGGAUUGGGUUUAAAUACUUAUAAUGCAGCCAGUCACCUGAAAGAAUGAAAAAUUUUUUAAAAAGUUGCUCAAGCCCAUUUCUAUAAAACAAAUCAGAAACCCUCCCCUAAUCAUCGAGAACUGGCUUCUAAAACACUAAAUUCCUGACACAAAGGAAACACCGACAGGCAGGGCACAGAAACACACAGCCAGCCACCCCAAGACCACCACAAAAAAAACGCAUUUCCACCCAGAGCAAUGGGCAGCAUGCCAGCAACGAAAGGUCCAGGGCAUUGCUGAGGGGGGGCAGCCUGUGAUGCUGCCCAAAGGUCCCUCCCCCUCAGGACACAGUCAGACCUGUCCCACCCUGUGUGCUGCCACAGGAGAGCGCACAGGCCUCACAGUUUUGAUGCGGCAGACGGACGGCCUGGGGCAGCGAGUCCAGACACUAAGAGAAACAAGCAGCUGCCGUCUCAAAGAGGAAAGGGUACCAUCUCCUGAUGCCCAUUUUGUUCUUUCUUCAAAGGACUCUGGCCGUUCUUGCUACACUCCACCAACCUCACGCGUUUCUAAAGCCCAGGAAGAUGAAGUCUAAUUUGGACUGACAAGGACACCCUGAGCGACAGGGUCCUGGCUGGAAUCUGUCCCUUCUGUGGCUUCCCUCCUCCAGCUUCUAGAAGGCAGAAGGCCUGGCGGGCCCGGUCAGGGAGGUCCUCGGGACGGACACCAAGUCCCACCGAGCUGGAACCCAGACCCCGUUUCCUCCGUGGCAACCUGUGCCUCUGAGGAGCAGCAACCGAGUAGGGGGAGCCCUGGAUGAGCAAGGCCUUAGCAGAGCCUCAGCAACAUCCAGAAACCAGUUCCAGGUUAUAAAUCAGAGAAAGAAUUCUCCCUUUGAGACCCAACAGCCAAACUGAGAAGGAGCUGCCAGGCGUGGAGGGUGGGGCCGGGAGGUGGGGAAGAGACUGACAGGGCACAGGGAAGCAGGCUCACCUCCCAGCACAUCAUUUGCUGAGGGAGGUGAGGGCUCAUGAUCCAUCACCCGACCAGGUUUUGAGAGACAGCGUUCACAGUGACGGAGUUUAGACCCUUUCAGUACCACUUCUUCCGUGAAGGGUGAGGCAGGAGGUAUCUUUGGCUUUGUGAGCCAAAUGGUCUCCAUGGCAAUGGCCCAGCCCUGCCCUCAAGCGCACACAGCCAUGGGUGUACCUGACCUGGUGAGGCUAUUUCCAAUAAAACCUGAUUUACAAAAACGGGCCACAUCCCCUGGGCCACACAGGCUAACCCCACCGAGGCUCCGGCCUGAUGCAGAGAAAGCCACCCCGGAUAAGUCACACCACAGCACCAAAGACCCUCCGGAGCGUCAUGGAAGCCUCACGCAAGCCCCACUUGGAGAUGAGCCUGGCAGCAGCCGGGCUCCUCCGUACAGGUCUCAGUAAUGAAGAUGUACAUCCGGGGCGGGCGAGGCCAGAGGAUGUUUAAGAUCCUUUUAGUCCAUGACUCAGGCAACACUGUUUCAGGCCACCAGGCAGCACACACCAUCUCCACACCCAACAGCGCUCCAGCAGAUGGCAUCAUCACCACACCUUCUGAAUAGCUCUCCUCCCUGCAAGUGAGGUUGUGACCAGCCAGCCCACUUCUACCUGCUGGGCACUUCAGCAGCCAACCUGAGUCAGGCCUGCAGCCGCAGGAAGAGACCUUCCUCUCAUCUUUAUAAAACAUUUUUAGAGAGUUAAAGAGUAUAUUUUGUACUUCCUACUUUUAUCAAAGUCAUGUGCAUAUGUCUGUGUAUUAGAUGACUUGUCAUUUUCAGAAAGGUUAAGUCACUUCACAAUGUCUCUACUACACUCCAGAACGUCCAUCUCAGGGCCACCGAGGGCAUGGCUGCACUCCAUGGAAGGGCUCCAACCCAGGGUGGAAUGAGAACCACAACCACAGACGCGUGCCGACUGUCACUAUGCACCCAGUAAGCUACGGAACCACCAGCAAGUGACAAGAGCAAGUGGCAUCACUGGAAAAGCAGAUGAAACUUUCUACGGUCACGUUAAUGACCUCGAGCCCCUCGGCCACGAGGCAGACGUGAACGUGCUCCAGGUUUCAGCUCAGAAGCAUCUGUUUCUACGAGAAAGUCUACUGAAUCCAGAGGUUGUGCUGUGUGGCCUUACGAUAAACCCAUUCUGAUGCUGUACAAAUUAAGUAUCUAGUAAGAAGACUUCCUGAUUCUAAAGGGAAUUAUAAAGCCUUAAAACAUUCCAAACGAGCUUCCACAUGGCUCCUUCGUAAAACUCUUCCUUGAAAAUACUCAACGUCCAUCCAAGGAAAUCAGUAAUAAUGGAUCAGGAAACUAUCAGGGCAUAAACGUUUAUUUUCUGUCAAAAUGACGGGAGCAACCUUGAGUUGCAGAGCUAGCCACCUGCUCACGGCUGGGUGGCCUGACCAUGCAAUCAAGCAUAGAUUUGGGAUUUAGGUUUCCUCUGUCCCGACUGAACACAAGAACCACACUGUAGGCUCCAGGGAACAUGCCGGCCACGUGGACACCACAAAAUGGAGAGUAAAUGAAAACACUGGGACAUAGUGAAAUGUCUUCCUUUUCAAUAAUUUUGUCUGUGGCCAGAAAGGCAGUUAAGACAAAAAUGUCCCCUUCCCCCCCUGCAAGCGGCUGUCAGAGGAAAUGAAGCCGCUCUGCCACCAGGGAGCCCAGCAGGCAAAGGCGACUCCAUGUUACCGACCCCCAGCACCUUCCCUUGGCUAGACUGCCUGCUUCCUGCUGGCCAACCAGGGCUACGGAUGUCUGGCCCACCUGUGUGGAGUUCCCUAAGCUGCUUGUUCUGCACGCAGUAUCCCUUUCUCUGCAAUCCACUGGAGCUGGGAGAAAGCAAAAGCAUGACUGUUUUGAGUCAGCGCUGAAACCCCCCAGAAAACAGAGCUCAAGUCUGCCAACUGCAUUCCAGUGUGGGGAAAGAAACUCUAAAAAUCAGCAAUUUACUAUCCUUUUAAACAAAAGAAAUAACAAACAUAAACCAUUUCAAACCUGGGGUUCUCAUGAGCAGACGGUCACAUUAGAGCCAUGUCUUCACUUCGGCCCAUGACACUUGGGCUGGUCACUCUGUAUGAACAGUCCUGUGCAACACAGGGCAUUUGACAGCAGCCCUGGCCUCAAUCCACUGGGCCCCAACUGCUCUUUCUCCUGGUCCUAACAACCAAAAAUGUCUCCAGAUGUUCCCUGGGUCAGGAUGGCCCCAGGUGAGAACAAGACCUGACAGUAUUCUCAUAUGGUCUGCAGGAAGGAGCUGGGAGCCUCACAGUUCUAGGUGCUGCCAGCCUGAACUCUGGUCACAUCACCAGAAUUGCCCUCUGCAGCAUCAGCCCAAGAAAGGGGUGCCCAGAACUUCCUAGGACAACCCACUCUCCCCCAUCAGAGCUCAUGCCAUCAGGGCUGGGCCUCUGACUCCAACCCUUCAAAUCACUGCUUGGACCCACUGGGUUCUUGAGGGGACUUCUUCCCCGUUGGUGUCAUGGAGCGCUCCCUGGAAUGACACCACCAGACCCUUGGCCCCACCCAGUCCCACCUGGCCCAGCCAGGUGCUCUUCUCCCCUGGCCUCAGAAGCCCCCUGUAAAAGGACGCUCCACAGCUCCUUCUGUUCUGGCUCACCCCAGGUCAGCACCGCUGGCAGCUAGAGAUGUCAGGCCCCAAGUGACCUGCCGGCCAUUAGCGGGCACGAAAGCCAAGUUCCCUGAGCUUGGGGCCAGGGCGCACUCCUCACAGAGAAGUGCCCAGUGCUGUGCUGGCAGGAGGAAGCCAAACAUCACUGACCCACUUCCCCUACUCUGCUGUACACUAAAUGCAACUAUGAAUAAUAUUUUUGGAUUAAAAACAUGAGUAUUUUUGUGGAAAUAAAGUGCUAUGAUGUACUGAAA